Messenger RNA from Scophthalmus maximus (turbot), 1862 nucleotides. It is a transcript of the gene plekhf1, whose product is annotated as pleckstrin homology domain containing, family F (with FYVE domain) member 1. Lineage: Eukaryota; Metazoa; Chordata; Actinopteri; Pleuronectiformes; Scophthalmidae. Gene Ontology annotation, molecular function: metal ion binding; phosphatidylinositol binding. The record is from RefSeq and is a predicted model, not a curated record. The transcript is spliced from 2 exons. Bases 629 to 1492 code for a protein of 287 amino acids.
CCACGUUAAAAACAGAAAUAAUAAUUCUAUAAACACUUCAGUCAGUUUCUUUACAAGCAGAAUUCAGCGACUUGUCCUCUUUCUCUAUAUUUAGAGGCCGUGCAGAGUGCGGACAAAGUCAGGGGUCCCGACAUGGGGUGACCCUCAAGAAGCCCCCAAUUAACUUGGUAUGCAUUCAUCUAGAUUUUUCAGAGACUGGCAGCUUGCAUCAACCCACCACUCUGGGAGAGACUGAAAUGUCUCAGCAACUGUUGGAUGAACUGUAUUACUUUGGUGAUCUUCCACACACACACAAUACUGCACAUCAUCAACAUGAGCUGGAGAUAGUGGAGCCUCAGUCAACAGACACAACUUCUAAGUAAACUCAGUGCACGUAUGCUUCCUGCAUAAAUCGCUGACAGUUCCUUCUUCAGAAUCUCUUGCGUCACUUUCUGUCAUUUCAAAACGUAGCUCCCGCCCCCUAAAUGUUUGUCUUGGCGUUGAAGUCACUCUGAAAAGCCCCGUUGCGUCACCUGGAAGAGUUUAAAUGCUUCUGCUUCGGGCUGUGUGUUUCAUUGCAAAGACAAGACAGUGGAACUGAAAAAGACUCGGAGCACCUUACUGAAAAAAAACGAGACACAAGGACAACAUGGUUCACCAGCUGAUGUUUGACCCGGAAAACCACGAGCGAAUCCAUGCUGUUGAGAAUUCAUUCGGGCCGUGGGGGAAGCCCCUCUCCCAGCCGGGCCGGGUUCUCAUCGGACAGGGGCACCUGAAGAAGCAGAGCCGUCGGGGGCCACAGCCCAAAGUGUUCUUCCUCUUCAACGAUGUGCUUGUGUAUGGCAGCGUCAUUCUGAGGGGCCACUGGUACAAGAACCAGCAGAUCAUCCCACUUGAGGACAUCCAGCUGGAGGACUUGGAGGAUAGUGUGAGAAUGAAGAACCAGUGGUUGAUCCGCACACCGCGCAAGUCCUUCUACGUGGCGGCCGCCUCGCACGAGGAGAAGCAAAUGUGGAUGGAGCACGUGGAGGACUGCCGGUUCAGACUACUGCAGAGCGGCGGCCGCACACCCGGGUCCACCUUUGCUGUCACCUGGAUCCCCGACCAGGCCGCUGCCAGCUGCAUGCGCUGCUCCGACAAGUUCACCGUGACCCAGCGCAGGCACCACUGCAGAAAAUGUGGCUUUGUGGUCUGCAGCUCGUGCUCCAAGAUGCGGGCAGUGGUUGGACACAUUCACCCCACCAAGCGAAUGAGGGUCUGCGGCGUGUGUCACCAGGGUCUUCUCGGGGCGGAGACAGAGCCCCAGGGGAUGACUCGCCCCGAGGAACAGGGGACUGGCUCAGAUGAAGAGGGAGUGGAAGAGUUCAGUGAAGAAGAGGAGGCAGAGGAGCAACUGGAAGACCAUUACCCCAGCAGCUGGACGGACCCCCAGAUGGACCUCUGGUCCACCUAUGUUUACUUCAAACCAGAGCAUGGGAAGCCCCAAAAAACGAGUCCCUCAGACAUAAACUAAUAACGGGCUUUGGUCCUUUCCUCAUCGUGGUCUCUAUCAGGAGAUGUGGACACAAUGAUGACCGAGGAAUGCUGCAGGUGCUAGUUCAAGGCAUUCUGACUGGGGCAUAAACACGAGAGAGAAUUUAUUUAAAUUAAGUUAAGUUAAACGCUUUUUUACAUACUGUAUUUAUUGAUAUGCAAAGUUUGACCAUUACUGCUUUUGUCAUUAACGCGAUUUGUGGGAACACUACCGAUCUGAAGUCAUGGCGUUCCUUGUCGGGGGAUUUUGAAGUAAGCCUCAGUCUCGCCUCACUGGAUGUUUAUUCAAGUGUCAUUUCAAUUCAAUGUGUUUUUAUGAACUAUGAACAAUAAACCACCUACAAACCAGA